Molecule: messenger RNA, 504 nt
Organism: Seminavis robusta
Lineage: Eukaryota; Bacillariophyta; Bacillariophyceae; Naviculales; Naviculaceae
Source: the annotation of a GenBank genome assembly
AUGACCGCGUCGUCCUUGUCGGAAGAAUUGAGGUUGAAAGAGGCCCGUAUGGAAAAUGCACGACGACUAAUGGUUGUUGGAAAAGACGAUUGGGAAGAAGUGGUAGAUCUUUGGACGGACGAUGCCAUCUACCAAGAGCCUUCCUUUACCAUACAAGGCAAAGAACGUCUAUCGUACUUUUUGAGCAAUCUAUUUCAAUUUGUCAAGGACGACUACAAGUUUGUCAUUGAGGACGAAGUGUAUCAAGGGGACACGAACACGUAUAUGUGUUAUUGGAGAAUGAGUGGAUCCUUUCAAAAGGAAUUUCUUUGGAACUUGAUCCAAUUUACAGAAACGUUUGACGCCAAAGGAAUGUCCAUUAUGAAAUUCCGCCCAGGGGAAACGCGGUGUUAUAGUCAUCAUGAUAUCUACACGGAAGGGGAUCUCUGGAGCAAAGUUAUCUUUAUUGGAGAUCUCGUUGAGUACCUGAGGAAUGAGUUCCGACAAACCGUAACUUUCAAAUAA